UAGGCCAUUAUUUCACUAGGUCAUUGUUGAUGACGAGAAUAUUGGGCGACGUCCGUUAUAUAUAUCGCGCAAAAGGCCUAAAAUUGCGGAAUACGGAAGCAAGAUACCGGGCAAUUGAUCAAAACUGAUUCACUUUUGGUAUUCGGCUUGGUACAUGCGUGUGAAGAUCAAGAUGGUUAGCAGCGGAUAUUGCCAGCGUGUCCUUUCUUUAAUCAGAAUUCUAUUACUUUUUGUUCCAAUUGUCUUAGGACAGCCAUGCAAUCUACCGAAAACUGUUCUUAAUGGACAGUUAGUCUAUGGCCCAGACUACGACUAUGAGGACUACCUUGCCUCGGACCCCGAUAAGUCGAACCCAGGAGAGGUUAUAACUAUCUUGUGUGAUUAUGGUUUCGAGCUGUCCGGUGGUGGAGACGGAGACAGCAUUUGUCAGGACACCGGUAGCUGGAAUCCGCCUCUCUCAUCUUGCUCACUAAAAGGUGAUAGCCUCACAACAGCCUCCCCUAAAGACUGCUCAACACCACUGAUAGCAAACGGUAAAGUCACAAGAGACGAAACUGUCUUGCAUUCAGGCAAGCCUAUCUCAUCUGCGACAUUUGUGGAUGUCUCCUGCAACACUGGAUUCAGCUUGGAUGGGGAUGUCGUCCUCAUGUGUCAGGUCGAUGGAAAGUGGAAGGGUAGAAUACCGUUUUGUGUCGCUGCUGAUGUUAUGAUAGGUAACCAAAAGUGCAAGGUUCCUGACAUCCCCCAUAGUAGGAUUAAGUACCUCCACAGCACUGUCAACGCAGGCGAUGAGUUAUCCCCUGGGAAGGAAAUAUCCGUGGUGUGUAGUCCUGGCUAUAAGCGAGAGGGUGACAAGUUUCUCCGUUGUCUCAACAAUGAAUCAUGGAGUCACGCCAUCCCUGAAUGUAGGAGUAGUUUUCUCACGGUUGCACCACCAACCGCAUGCAAAUUGCCUAUCAUUCCCAAUGGCGCCUAUUACAUUGCCGAGACUGGUGGCGAUUACGGUGGCGAUUACGGUGGUGGCGAUUACGGUGGUGGCGAUUACGGUGGUGGCGAUUACGGUGAUUCGGGGGACAGUCUCCCCACAACCCAAACCCAGUCAAAAAGUCAGGCGUCUGACAUACGGGAACUGGCGCUCGGCGGUUCCAUCGAAGUCAAGUGUGACACUGACAGAGGUUAUGAGAUUGUUGGCUCAAAGCAUGUUAACUGUGAGCUUGACGGAAGGCUUUCUAAUGUCCCGUUCUGUCUAGCAGACUCAGGUGUUGGGACAGUCAGCAAGUGCUACGUCCCACAGAUAAUCAAUGGCCGGAUCAAGCUUCUUCAUGACGACAUCACCCAGGGGACACCAGUCGAUGUUAAUAAGACCAUCACCAUUGGCUGUGACAUAUUGAUGGACAGAGAGGGAGAAGAGCUCCUGACAUGUUUGGAAAAUGGCACCUGGAACCAUCCAUCCCCUGUAUGCAAGCAAAAGACCAUUGAUCCAUUCUCGCCAUGUUUCCUCCCCGAGAUUGAGAAUGGCGGCUACGAAAUCCCUACUACUAGCAGUCCCGCAAUGACCGACAGCGCCGGCGGGUCCGACUAUGGUGACUAUGGUGGCGAUGGUGGUCAAACCGACUACGGUGGUACCGCUCCAACCGGACCUCCUAAACUUCACCGUGGACUCAAUAUGACGGUCCGUUGUAGCCCAGGUUACAAACUCAUCGGAUCACCGAUUGUAAGGUGUUACGAAAACGUAACUUUGUCUGCCAUACCGUUUUGUGAAAAGGUUCGCUGCACCGUCCAGACGUUACCAAACGGCACCAUAAAGAUGGGUAAUACCGUCGCGCCGUCUGAAGUUAAUUUCAAUGUCACACUCGCCGCCAGUUGUGACGAGGGCUUCCAUCUCAUUGGCGCCGAUAGAUUGACAUGCGGUGAAAAACAGGAAUUCGAUGAGGAUUUCCCCAAGUGCCUCAACGGGACAGCGUUCUGCACAAUUCCAACAAUCGAAAAUGGCCGAUCCUCCCUCCUUCGCCCCGGACUCAAACUGGCGUCUCUCGAUACUGUAAAGAUCGUCUGCAACAAAGGUUAUUUGGUAGAUACGACAACAAACGUGAUCAAAUGUGGUGUCAGCGGCGACUGGUUACCGAAAGUCUCGAAAUGUCUCAUAGCCCGCUGCAAGGUAGUUUCUGUCAUUCCCGACGGACAGGUCCUUGUCAAUGGCAGCCUGGCUCCAAGCACUAUUCAAUAUGGUGACAAUAUCACCGUCAUCUGUCACGAUGGCUUCCGGCUGUUGGGCAACCGGGACAUCCAGUGCGGAGAGGACGGAACGUUGUCUGCUAAAUUUCCCCAUUGUGAACCAGAAAACAAAGGUAGCUGUCGGGUCAGCCGAAUGGAAGACAAUCACACUAUGAUCGACACAAACCUGAACUUCAUCAGUUCAGGUCAGAGCGUCAAGAUGUCGUGCGUUCUGGGCUUCAUUCGAAACAUCAAAGGAGAUAAACUCAACUGUGAUGAUGGAACCUGGAGACAAACGAAGCCAGUUUGUGUCAGAGAUAAUAAAUGCACUCUCCCGAAAAUUAAACAUGGCAAGAUCACUGUGAAGAUAAACCGUCGUGAUAGGUCAGACACUAUUCUAGUGAACGACACAGCUUACCUCGAAUGUGAUAUCGGAUACAUUCGACAUGGGAAGGAAGAAAUUCAGUGUGUUGCGGUAGAGAAGUACAAAGAUCCUCUGCCGAGUUGUACAGCAGGUACCACCCGCUUUUGUUUCGCUCCCAAAGUUGGCUAUGGCGAGUUGGUUGGCGUUGAUGGGACUGUGAUAUCAUCUAGAGAAUACUUAUCACCAAACACCCGGAUCACUGUCAAAUGUCCAGUGUCCGAAGAAAUCGUUAAGGGACAUAGUGAAGCCGAGUGCUUAAAGAAUGGGACCUGGAACAAGGAACUGUACAAAUGCAAAAAAGCGCCGGAGUCAACUUCCAACAUCGAGCAUCAGUCAAGCACAGGUGAUCACACUCUCUAUGCAUGGAUUGGGCUUCCAGUUGGGGUUUUGAUAAUAGGCCUAGUCAUCGUUGCAGUAGUCUUAUACAGGCGUCGCAAGCAACAGAAGUUUGAGACGGCGCCUAUAAUGUACAAUACCAUGGACAACAUUGUUUAUUUGACCUCUGCUGAGGCAAAGAACAUCAAUGGAUCAAAUGGACAGUCGAAUCUCGGGAUGAAUCCGGAUGAUGGCUACAUGCCUCCAUACAUGCGCCGGCAGAAAGGUCACAGCAGGCCAUUUGAUGACAUGGUCACGCGACGCUCCCACGUCAGGGACAGCGUAGCAGCAGACUAUGAGAACGAGAACGACAGACCAGUAUCCGUGAUCACCUAUAAGCCGGCUUACAGCAAACCGCCAUCGAAUCGAAAUACGAAUCCAACUGAUGAUGACACUGAAGUGCGAAUAAACGAAUAGCAUGGAUUCUCAACUUGCAAUGAAUUAAAAGUCAGUUCCAAAAGCUAGCGGGGAUCUAGCCGCCAUGACGAUUUUCGCCGCGUGUCAUGGAUUUGCGAUAGGGAUGCGCUUAACGGCUGCUUGUGGGUAUAUUUCAUAAGCAGCACCUCUACUUCAGAUAUUGGGUGAUAUGAACAAAGACUAGCAAAUGCUUUUAUCUAAAACUUCAUGUACAUUUACACUAGGCCUUUCUGUACAAAAUUGAAGUAAAAGCAUUUGCUAGUCUUUAUUCAUAUCACCCAUUGAUUCGACUGUUCAAUUGCCAGAACAGCACCAGGUCGAUUGGCAGUGAUUAGCUUAAUAGAAUGGAAUAGAUCCUAUUGCAACCCCAUUGAAAGAAUCGGAGUGCUGGAUUCAUGGCUUUACAUCAUUGGACGGGAGGGGGAAGGGGGGGGGUAUAGUGUCCCGGCAGGUAAUGCGUCUCCAAACGGACUAUACUCAUCCUGAAGCUCAGGCCAACACUCGGCAGUAUCGACCGAUCUCAACGUGUGCGAGGGGAGAAGGAUACGACUGACUCUGGAUUGGCGAGGACGGAAUAUGAAGAUACAUGUAGUUGACUUCAUAAACAAUUGUCACUGUCCUUUUGGUCCACUUUGAAAAUACUGGGCCGAUUUUUUCAAAGUUUGUUUUUUCUUCAAUAUAAUGUUGGGACUGUCGAUAGCCGACUACUAGUUGACAAUUAUUAGUGAUUGACGGAGGUAAAUUAGACCUCGAUCUCAGUAAUAGACGCACGCGACAUAUCGUCAUUCAUUCAAGGCGCUGACAUUGUUGUCAAUUUCUGUCAAAAUCAAUUUUUUUCGCCGUUUUGCGCUGUUUUAUGGUCAUUUCUGUAGCAACCACACUCUUUUGUUUGCAUACCUGUAAUUCUAUAUACCAUGAAUGCUGGCUAAACCAAGUAUGUUCAAAAAACACUUGUGAAAAUACCUAUGCAAUGUUGUAUUCGUAUUGGUUUAAUUUUAUUAUAAUAUAUCAAAUUACAUGUACUUAUUUCAUCCUGGAUACGAGUAUUGUCGUUAUCGUGUAAGAAAUCUUCCGAUAGGAGAAAGACCCUUUA
Lineus longissimus is the source of this 4523-nucleotide messenger RNA. Its product is annotated as sushi, von Willebrand factor type A, EGF and pentraxin domain-containing protein 1-like. The record is from RefSeq and is a predicted model, not a curated record. NCBI's taxonomy places the organism in Eukaryota, Metazoa, Nemertea, Pilidiophora, Heteronemertea, Lineidae. The transcript is spliced from 17 exons. Bases 155 to 3430 code for a protein of 1091 amino acids.